Molecule: messenger RNA, 4165 nt
Organism: Clupea harengus (Atlantic herring)
Lineage: Eukaryota; Metazoa; Chordata; Actinopteri; Clupeiformes; Clupeidae
Gene: relb
Product: RELB proto-oncogene, NF-kB subunit
Biological process (GO): cellular response to stress; response to cytokine; inflammatory response
Cellular component (GO): nucleus; cytoplasm
Molecular function (GO): DNA-binding transcription factor activity, RNA polymerase II-specific; RNA polymerase II cis-regulatory region sequence-specific DNA binding
Source: RefSeq, a predicted model, not a curated record
AUUUAGUUAAUAGUUUACUGGGUUUGCUUCGCCAUGCCAUGCAAAACUAACAUUAUCAUUUAAUUGUUUUAUCUUUUUGUUACACGGUCUAUGGAGUUCAGUUCUUGAGCUAGAGGAAUUUGUAUGACCUCACAGCACAGACCAGUGUUGAAUAGGGUGAUGCAAUGUCAAGAAAUCGUAAUGUUCAAAUAUGUCAGAGGCAUAGUAACUUUUCCUAGUGCUCCGAUGUGAGCUUCUCUGACGGACGUUAUUUUUCUUGUGCUCAUAUGGGUUGUUGAUAGUUGUGAGGUAAUUUUCAAGGUAGUCCUCUCAGGUGUUAAUUCGUUGUCACAGUAACGUGUUGGGGGUUUCCCGAUUUGUGACGCUCGGGGAUUUCCAUCUAGCAGAAAAAGAUCAAUCUAAAAACACGAGCAAGCGUGAGAGGUUGAUAUAUUUCAGCAAGUAAACAGAGGGGUGUUAAUAGUGUCUGUUAUGCUAAACCGCGUGGAUUCCUUCAAACGGGUGGAGAAAAAAUCAAGGAAUAGGGAGAACUGGGGCAACGUGAGUUAGCGGAGUAUUAGAGGCUACGAACUCAAGCAUAGCUAUAUAUAAGUUUGAAAUAGUUUCAGGUCGAAUGAGCCCAUUGGAGUGAGAUCUUUUGGAAAGUAUCACAAUUAUAUACCAUGACAAACAUGAGUGUCCACAACGGAACGCGAGGUGGUACAGAUAUCGACCUUGACAUAAUCGAGGAGUAUAUCGUGGAGGACACGUCGUUGAGACCUCCGUUCGUGCUUCCUGGGCCUCCACCACCUCCUCCCGACCCGGAUUCUCCCAGAAAGAACGCUCCAGUACUAGUAUCCAGGGGCACAAGCUCCCAGGUGAGCCCUUUGCCUCUUGGCCCACAUUAGCUUUUUGUAUCCAUAUAUAAACUUAUAUAUAAACAUAUUGACUUAUCUUUCGAAACUGCCGAUCUGUUCCAUAAACAACCUGCAGUGAAUAGGCACGUCCAUGACAGUAAUGGAGGCGAAGUUGUUACUAGGUUAUUUGUAUUCAAUGUAAAUAAUAGAUGUUCUGUAACUUGGUAGUAACACUUCAAUAUAAACGCAAAAUGAUUUGUGCCGUUGCAAUAGCUUCCUAAUAUGGCUUUUAAAAUGCUUAUUCAUGAUCGAAGCCUGUAGCAUUACCGUUACACGCAUGAAUGCUUAAGACUGGAUGCCUUUUUUUUUUGUUUCACUUUCGGUGGUUUCUGACGCAUAUUGCCGCAUGGCUUGAAAAAGUGCCAAUUACAAUGUUGGCACCACAAAAUCUUCCAAUAGUUGGUUUUCAAGAGUGAUAAUGAGAAGCUGAAGACAUAUGCGUUUCAAAAUGUGUGUCUUUACUGACGAAGAAGAAAGUCUUGAAAUAUGAUCCCUCCAUUCCUGUUGGCUUGCGAUUUUCCUCUUCAUGCUGCCGUGCAGUUCUGGAGUCAGUUUGUAAAUCUGCUUAUAAUAGAUUUUACGCUAAGGUGAUUGCAAAUAUUGGUCUCGGAACAGUAAUUUAUACACAUAGCAACCAACACUAAGGAAGUACAAGAGUCAAAGUGAGGUUGCUCAGCCCUGGCUCAGCCUCAUCACUUUCUGGCUUUCCUAUUGGUUCACUCUCUUUGCUGUACUUUUUUCGCUCCACACCAUCUUCCUGUUUCAAGGCUGUUUCCGCCCACAAACUACCCUUUGUGUAGACGUCCUCAUUUCGUAUUUUACGUUUUUGAAAACUGUCUUUGUCUUAAUACCUUACGCAGAUUAUUGUAAAUUGCCUAAAUUGCUGGAACCAAGUCUGAUUUCUUCCACAAGCGUCUUGUAUGAUUCUUCAGCCAAGUCGAGAGACAUUUUGUUUUUCAUUGACAAGUUGUUGUUGUCAACCAGCACGUGCAGCAACCUCCCCAGCGGACAUUUCCUCAAGUCCCAACCGCAGUGAUUCAUCCCAUGAAGGGCUCCAGGGGAGCCACCCACCGGCCUGGGUGUGGGCGCGGGGUGGCAGGGCGGCAGUCGGCCCGCUCGGACACAGAGUUACUGGAGCGUCUGCUGGACAAACCCCAGCUGGUUGUGACCGAGCAGCCCAAAGAGAGGGGCAUGAGGUUCCGCUAUGAAUGCGAGGGUCGCUCUGCCGGCAGCAUCCUCGGCGCAAGCAGCAACGAGGCCAACAAGACCCUGCCCACUAUCGAGCUUCAAGGACCAAUUCAAGAUAUCAAAAAUGUCAGAGUCACUGUUUCCCUGAUCACCAAGGACAUCCCUUACCGCCCACAUCCCCAUUGCCUCGUGGGUAAAGACUGUUCUGAUGGCAUCUGUGUCAUUCACCUUAACCCACACAACACUCGCCGACACAGUUUUUCCAACUUGGGCAUUCAGUGUGUGCGUAGGAAAGAGCUUGAUCUCUCCCUAAAAAAGAGAAGGGACCAAAACAUUGAUCCAUUUAACACUGGCCUGUCUAAGAGCAUUGAGGAUAUGGACAUGAACGUGGUCCGACUCUGUUUCCAAUGUGAACUGGAGAGAGAGGACGGCGAGAGCAUCCAUCUGUCCCCAAUCGUCUCCAACCCCAUUUUCGACAAGAAGGCAACAACAACAUCAGAGCUGAAAAUAACUCGUUUGAAUACUGUGAAGGGGUCAUGCAUAGGGAAAACAGAGAUCUACAUGCUGUGCGACAAAGUGCAGAAAGAUGACAUAGAGAUCAUCUUCAGCCGGGGGUCGUGGGAGGCCAAGGCUGAGUUUGCCCAGACGGAUGUCCACCGUCAGAUAGCCAUCGUCUUCAAGUCGCCGCCCUAUCAGGACCUGGACAUCUAUGAGGAAGUGGAGGUCAACGUCCUCCUGCGACGCCUUUCAGAUCGCAUGGACAGCGAACCCGUCAAGUUCACCUACACGCCGCAUAAUCCAGAUCCUUAUGGUGUCAAUCGCAAAAGAAAAAUCAAGCCUGACAUCAAGUUCACUGAUGGGUGCAAUGUGAGAGCUGAGAGUGUGAUGGCAGAGCCUGCUGCACCUCAUGUCUUUGAGCAAUUCUCCUAUCCCCUGGAGAGCUCAGUUGGCAUGGUAAACGCCUCUCAAGAAGACCUACCAAGUCAGCCUGUCCAGUAUGCCAUUGACGAGCUGAAGCAAGAAGAAACCUUAGGCCCUCUGGAUACAGACACCAUGAACAUGCUCUCUUCAAUCAUACAGAUGCUUGAAGAUGGCAACACUGCAAGUUUUGGCAUGCCUCUGGCCAACCAGGAUGAAAACUCUAACUUUGGCAAUAUGAACUUUCCCAUGGACGACCCCUCAAUGAACAUGAAUUUUUACACCGAGAUGCAGUUCAGUCAGAUGGUCAGCGGUGGACACCAUGCUGUCCCCAUCAUCGACCUUCAACCCUCGCAUCCCCAUGUGCUUGAUCAGGGCCUUGGAGAUGUGGAGGGUCAUGGCAUUUCCACGGUGAAGACGGAGAAAGAAGGUGACCUCUAAAGCCUUAGGUUUGAGAGUGUAUGUGAUGUUAUUCCAAGAGGUUUGGGCUAUCCAUGCGUAUCCAGUCAUCGCCCAGGUCAUUGCAGGUCUAAUCCUUACGCAUAAUUAGAAUGUUUCAGACUUGAAGACCUUGGAAAGGAAAUGGCUGUUGCUUAGUUGGGUUUCGCUGGCCGAACCCAGUAGCAAAGUUUCUCCCAAACUUUGUGAUGGCUUGCAUUAAUGUAAGUGUUGGGCUGCUCCACGGACAGACACUGAUUCCCUCUGUAGUACUGCCAAAUGGACUGUAAACGCAGAGGUUUUGUUAGCGACUGGUUGGUCAGUCAGGAACAUUAACCAUUGUAGCUGUCAAAGGUAUGGGUCUUGUUUUUCUUGUCAGACAUAUUUGUAAGAAAUGCUAUUCCAUGUUGAUAUUUUCAUUGUGGGGGUCCAGACAUAUUGUACAUAUUGUGUGUAGACAAUUGACCAAAUCUGAAUGUUUUAUAAAAUAAAAUAAAUGAAGAUGUUCAUACUAUUAUUAGUGUAGUUGACGGACCACACAUAGCUACAUCAAUUUUCCACAUUUUUUUCUUAAAGUAAUAAGCCAUCUUUGGGCUUAGGGGCACUAGUGGCUUGUUUUUUUUAACAUGUUGCCCUCUGUAGUGUUUCCUGUCAGUGUGUUUAGAAGAUAUAUGUAGAACCCAUGUGCUUUACAGUUAAACAUUAAAAUUAUUGUAUGAACCACA